Candidozyma auris is the source of this 2283-nucleotide messenger RNA. RefSeq names its product trifunctional dihydropteroate synthetase/dihydrohydroxymethylpterin pyrophosphokinase/dihydroneopterin aldolase FOL1 (gene FOL1). The record is from RefSeq and is a predicted model, not a curated record. Lineage: Eukaryota; Fungi; Ascomycota; Pichiomycetes; Serinales; Metschnikowiaceae. Gene Ontology annotation, molecular function: 2-amino-4-hydroxy-6-hydroxymethyldihydropteridine diphosphokinase activity; dihydropteroate synthase activity; dihydroneopterin aldolase activity. Gene Ontology annotation, biological process: tetrahydrofolate biosynthetic process. Gene Ontology annotation, cellular component: mitochondrial envelope. The transcript has a single exon. Bases 1 to 2283 code for a protein of 760 amino acids.
AUGUCUGACAAAGUCUACAUCUCUGGACUCCAGGGCCACGCCAUUGUCGGCUUGGACCACUGGCAGAAGCCCGUUCCGCAUCCUGUUUCCAUUGACGCCACCUUCAGUACAGAUUUCACCCUGGCGCUGGAGAAAGAUAAUUUGAAAUACUCGUUGAACUAUGCCGUGAUCGCUGACCACUUGCUGAAGUUUUUGGCACAGAAUAGCCAGAAAAACUUUCAUUCUUUGGGUGGAUUGGGCAGAGACCUUUUUGUUCUGCUAGCUCACGAGCGUAGCAAGUGCACUGGAGUGGAAUUGACCGUGCUGGCGCCGAAACUCGAUAUUCGUGCUCCUGUGCUGUUUACCACAGACGGAACGGUUGGAACGUACAAAGUCCACGGUCUCAGGGCACUUACUCUUAUAGGUGUUUUCACAUUUGAGCGUCUUAAUCGCCAGUUUGUGGAGUUGGACAUUGACUUGACGAUGGGCAAGGACGUGACCCAUUUGCACGUUCCCGCGGUUUCGGCCUCUGUGUGUGAGUAUUUGGAGCAGGCAAAUUUUAAGACCGUCGAGGCCCUUGUUAAGCAUGCACUGCAGUGGAUUCUACAAGAGUUCAUGGCGGUUGAAAGCGUCCACGUUCGUGUGACUAAGCCGAACGCUAUAGUGUACACUGACGGUGUUGGAGUAUCGUGUAAAUGCACAAGAGAGGAAUUUGUUGGCGUGGAUCCCAUCAAGUUCAAUUUGGCACCUAAAAAUGGCACUUCUUUUGACUUGCCCGUUGAGGAAAACGGCCACAGCCAUUCUGCAUCAGUGCAAAUAGCAUACAUUGCAUUUGGCUCCAAUGAAGGGAACCAACUUGAUAAUAUCUCCAAAGCAUUGGCUCUCCUUGAGCUGCACCCAAGCAUUUCCAUCCAGUCUACAUCGUCGCUCUAUGUCCUGAAACCGAUGUACCACACCGACCAGGCAGACUUCUACAAUGGUGUUGUGAGAGUGCAAUGUGAAAACAUGUCGCCUCAUGAGCUUCUCAAGUUGAUCAAGGACAUUGAGUAUACCCACUUGAAACGCUUCAAAGAAUUUGACAAUGGGCCUCGUACAAUUGACUUGGACAUCGUUCUCUUUGGGAACAGAACCCUCAACACUCCCGAUUUGGUGGUGCCCCAUAAACUGAUGCUAGAACGCACGUUCGUGCUUCAGCCACUUUGUGAGCUAGUUCCUCCUGAUUUUAUCCACCCAGUAAGCGCAGAACCUAUUCAUGACCAUCUUCGGAAAUUACUUGCAACGUUUCCAGACCCAACGGUUCAAGAGUCUGCUGAGCUUCUUCUGGUGGUUCCCGGCAACCGUACACACCACUUGACAUUCAGUCAUAACAGCAAGAGACCAACUCUUAUUAUGGGCAUAUUCAACUCCACGCCAGACUCUUUUAGUGAUGGCGGUAAGCAUUUCAAGCUUACUGAAGAGGAUAUAGUUAAGGCUGCGCUUAAACUUAAAGCAGAGGGCGCCAGUGUUAUUGACGUUGGCGGCGUUUCUACAAAACCUGGGUCACAUGCGCCGUCUGUUAACGAGGAGUUGGAUCGUGUGGUGCCUGUCGUUAAAACAAUCCGUUCCUGCAAAGACCUUGAUGAUGUCUUUGUCUCUGUGGACACUUAUAGAGCAGAGGUUGCAGCGAAGGUCCUUGAGGCGGGCGCAGACAUCAUCAACGAUAUCUCCAUGGGAACGUUUGAUCCUGGGUUAUUCCCCGUUAUUGCCAAAUAUGGCUGUGGAUACAUCAUGAGCCAUACAAGAGGCACGCCUGCUACAAUGAAUAAACUCACAGAUUACGGUCCUAGCGACGAUUCUCUUGCCGAGUACCAGAUCGAUGCUUUCCACGGUCUUUUAUCUCCGCCAGCUGAGCCUGUUGUAAAUGGGGUCUGUCGGGAGUUGGCAGCACAGCUUCAGAAAGCCAUGAAGCAGGGAAUCAGAAAAUGGCAAAUUAUUAUAGACCCUGGCAUUGGCUUUGCCAAAAAUCUCCCACAAAACUUGACUUUGAUGCAAAGGGCUAAGGCUUUGAAGCAGUAUGCUCAAAACGAUUUGAAGCUGGGCAACUACACAUCUUUCAACGGAUUAGCGUUGCUUAUUGGAGCUAGCAGAAAGAAUUUCUUAGGCACCAUCACGGGGACUACCGAAGCAUCGCAGAGACUUAUACCCACGGUAUCGACUGUUGUGGCUUGCAUUCAGCAAAACACCGAUAUUGUCAGGGUUCACGAUGUUGCCGAGGUAAAACAGGCCGUGCAAACCGCUGACGCCAUCUACAAGGGGAUCUACUGA